GUAAACACUUAUGCACAUCAAUUCAAAUGAUACAAUAGCAUGUUUUUGAAAUUUUACUUUUCAAAUUGUUUUGCAGCCAGAGAACAUAUUACUCUCCUCUGACAAAGAAGAAACUCUGAUUAAGGUGUCAGACUUCGGUUUAUCAAGAUUUGUCACCUCGGAAAUGACAACAGUCUGCGGAACACCUUUAUAUGCUGCCCCAGAGGUACUUGUAAAAAAUGGAAGAGGGGGCUAUACAAUGCAAAUUGAUGUUUGGAGCCUGGGCGUAAUUUUAUAUGCAUGCUUGAGUGGUUAUUUACCUUUUUCACCUGACAACAAGAAAGUCCCAUUAAAAGAACAGAUUAGGAAAGGCAAUUACUCCUUCCCAAUACAGUACUGGAGAGGUGUGUCUCCAGAGGCCAUUGAUUUGAUAAAGAAGAUGUUAACUGUGGACCCUAUUCAGAGAAUAACUGUUGACGGUGUUGUGAAUCAUUUGUGGCUUCAGGAUGAAUUAAUGCGAAAGAAAGCAGAGAAUCUUAUGAGAGAAGGCUUGCAUGGCAUCUGGCCAGAUGAAAAUUCUGACCCCGUUACAUGUGGACCUCAUCUUGCCAAGAGACCAAGGUUAGAUUGAUGGAAUUAAUUAACCUACAGUGAGAGGAAAGUACAAACGCUACCUGUACAACAGAAGUCAUAAGAGUGAUAUCGUACUUCGAUAGCUACAUGUUACCUGCAUUAAUUUUCAUGUGUUAAAACAUGUGAAUACACAAUUAGACAUAGAAAAAUUGUAUGUUAAAUCAAAAGUGAUAAGGAUUGUUUGUUUAUAUUGCAGUUGUUUUGCAUCACUUUUUUGUAAGAUUAUUAAUUUUGAAAAUUUUAUGUACAUACAUUGCUAUGUCAUUAUUGUGACUUUGAUAUGCUAAAUAUUUCCUUAUAGGAAAUUAUGUACUGAGCAAAGUAUUGUCAGAUCUGAGACUAGGACUAUAGAAGAUAAACAGUGUUUCUCUCUCUCUCUCUCUAUUUCUUUUCUUUCUUUUUUUUUUUUUUAUCACACCUUAACAUAGUGUUUGAUAUACAUGUUUUGCAUGCUUCACUUUGCUUUUGUCAUCAUAUAUUUAAUUUAUCCAGUUUUGUUGCACAUUUAUGCUGUUUUGUAUGUUUAUAAGACACUUUACUUUGUAUCUUCUUGCUACAGUUUGUUGUCGUUCCUGUAAACAUUAUUGUUAUUUUUCUAUCUUGAUACUUUUAUAUGUUUCUCUCUCUUCUUUCUAUGCCUCUUUGUGAAAUGAACCAUUUAGAAGUUCCUACUUACAAAAGCUAUCGUAUUUUUCGAUAUAUGUGAAAUCCUAGUGACCUGUAAAUGAAUUUUUUUGGAGAAGAAUUUCUUGGUGUUCUUAGGAACUAAUUUAAUUUCAGAAAAAAAAGAAAGAAAACUUGAAAUAGCGGCCUGGAUGAACCAGAAUGUCAAAAUAAACUCUACAUAUGGACUUUCGUAUGAUCUGUUUUGUUCCUGUGGCCUGUCUUGUAAUGCACUUGUUUGAUGAAUUUUUAUAUUAAAAAUAUUAGACAACUAGCGUGUUUCAAUGGUGUACAGCUGAGAUGCUGCAUAUUUACUGUGUUAUUACUAACUACUGUUGUUAGGGAGUUUGCUUCUGUUAAUCUUACCCUCUGACAUGCACCUCUUUGUUAAAUAGUAUAAAAUAUAUAAAAUACUGCAGUCAAUAUUGCAGUUGUAGUAUAUUGAAACAAUGCUAUUACAUGCAACGAAUUCAGAAAGCAUGUAAUUGAUUACUUUUUGAGGUGAAACAUUCAGAAGCUUCAAUAAUACUGAGUGGCAGCCAUCUAAUUAUAACCUCAAGAUAAUUGAAUUUUGUGAAAAGCUCGAAAGAGAACUGUUAAAUUUUAAAAACAAUUUAAAUGAACAAAUGUAUGAUAGUAAGGUUGAUUUGCAAAACUGUCUUUAAUUUGUGAUUGUAAUACAGUCUUAUUUAUAACAUUUGUCACAAAUAUUUGAUUCUGGUAUCAGCAGUUUGUAUUCAGGAUUACUUAAAAUACAUUACACACUGUCUUUUGCAUUUUAUACUGCGAGAGUGAGCCUUCAUAUUGAACACAAAGUAUAAUUACUUGCUGGCUUACAUUAUGGGUGUUAUUAGAUCAUUGUCCAUUCAUUAUCAUGCUAAUAACAAAGCAACAAAUGCCUAGUUUCCGUAACCCCAAUUGUUUUAGUUCUGUUAUGCUGAAAACAAAUGCAUUACAUUUAUUCACUACAUUAAAUUAUGAAGCAUUUCAACAUGACGCAUGUUUGCCAUUUAGAAUUUAUGGCAGUUCAGCAAGUUGCCUCACAACCAUCUGAAGAAAAGCACCAUCAGUAGAGCAAAUGAAGUCCUUUUUUUCCUGCUGGAAGCAUCAUGGGAAUUAGAGGUUACUGGAUUAGAAACAUAAGAAACAGCCUGCCGUGGCUUCGCAUGGGUAGCACCAAGUACUUUUGGCCAUAUGACUUGUCUGGUAUAGCUGUAAUAAAUUAUGUACACAAAGCUUCCUCUUGAAUCAGUCUACCUGUUUUUGAACACUGUAUCGAAAUCUCUUCAAUAUUUCCUGAGAUUAGCCCUCAUAUAGACAGUUUAAUUUAUAUUAGUAGAUGGCUGUCUCAGUUACAGUCCCCACUAUUGCUGAACAUUAUGUAUAUUAUACACAUUUACUCAGUUUAGUAUGUUUUGCUAGUUGUUUCAAAGAAUGACAUGUUAUCACUAUUUUACAUAUAAUUUUGUAAAUCCUGGAUUUUCCAUUGUUUGAUUACAUAUAUUUUUGAAGGAUAUUAUGUAUAUGGUAAAUAAUAUAAGCACUGAGAUGAGGAGUGAAGUUAAUCAGCAUAGUGCUUUCACAUUUAAAUUCUAGUGUAUUCUGUAAAAAGUGAUAUGAAUGCAGAUUUAUUACUUAAAAUAUUUUGCUAUAGAUGUUUGAUAUAUGUUUGAAAUUUAAUGUUCAUUGCAUUGUCUGUAACACCAGUGACAAAAUGAACAAGAAUGAUUGUCAUCAUAAAAUUCCUUAUGUUAUUUUGCAAAUUGCUUGUAAUUUUUAUUAGUUACAUUGAAGCAAACCAAAUGGGUCUGACCAUUAUUAUCAUUUUGUUUGACUAACAUGGUUCAUUUAAUGCUAUGGAUGAAGAGUCUGUUGUGCUAUGGGUGAAGAGUCUUGUGUAAUGUGCCAAUCGAGGGAGCUUUUUUUUUGUGAUAAUAUGAAAUUUCAUCAGAAUGUGCCAUAAAUCUCCAGAAGUGUGGUCCACUUUGGUGUGUUUAUAAUCGAAAGAGUUCUCAUUGUUACAUAAUAUGAUUCUUGCUAGAACAUGAAGUUAUUACUAUCUAUCUGAAAGGUCUAUGGAGAGUUGUUCAGCAAGUACAGUUGUUUUGCAGCCACUGUCUUGUAGCUGACUGUUCAAAUAAAAAUUGAAGGUAGAGUUAUGUUUGCAAAUUGACUGAUUGUUAAUAAGAUACUUUCUAAUUCAAUAUUAACAGCAGGCCUUAGGUAUUUCAGAAUCACAGAGAAUUUCUAUUCAUGUUUGGUAAUCAUCCAAUCUUACACUCAAGUGCUGACUUCUGGGGUCUUACUUUAUUUGUUACUCUCAUUUUCUUUUGACAUCCUCCUUGUUUUCAUGUCCUUGGUGAGCGACUACCCUGUGAAUACAUUUUGCCCCCCCUCCCCCUCAGUCUUAGUGUUAUCUGUACAUAUCUACAGGAUGUGAAUUGAUGCUAUAUUGUGUCUUAAGCAUGAUGUUUAUUUGUCAUUGAUGUGUAUAUAAAUUUUUUUGUGUAGAGGA
Schistocerca serialis cubense is the source of this 3790-nucleotide messenger RNA. RefSeq names its product serine/threonine-protein kinase Chk2-like. Gene Ontology annotation, biological process: intracellular signal transduction; protein autophosphorylation; peptidyl-serine phosphorylation. The coding region runs from base 164 to 610 and encodes 148 amino acids. The transcript has 3 exons. Gene Ontology annotation, molecular function: calcium-dependent protein serine/threonine kinase activity; calcium/calmodulin-dependent protein kinase activity; ATP binding. The record is from RefSeq and is a predicted model, not a curated record. Lineage: Eukaryota; Metazoa; Arthropoda; Insecta; Orthoptera; Acrididae. Gene Ontology annotation, cellular component: nucleus; cytoplasm.